This is a messenger RNA of Phytophthora infestans T30-4, 1119 nucleotides long. Its product is annotated as polygalacturonase, putative. Gene Ontology annotation, biological process: pectin catabolic process. Lineage: Eukaryota; Oomycota; Peronosporomycetes; Peronosporales; Peronosporaceae. The record is from RefSeq and is a predicted model, not a curated record. Bases 1 to 1119 code for a protein of 372 amino acids. The transcript has a single exon. Gene Ontology annotation, molecular function: polygalacturonase activity. Gene Ontology annotation, cellular component: extracellular region.
AUGAAGCUCACGCACGCUGCUCUCACUGCCUUCGCACUCAUCGCUGCCACCGUCAAUGGCUCACCCAUGUUGCGUGAAGAAGCAGAAGGUAACAACAACCCAGUUCAGCAACAGCAAGGCACCAGCACGUGCAACCUCACCGGCACGUACAAGAAGGGCACCGACAUCUCGCAAUGCAGCACCAUCACUGUUGGCUCUCUCAGUGUCCCUGCCGGUGUGACGCUGGAUCUCAGCCGAGCCAAGAACGGCGCUACCAUUCAAUUUACUGGCACGACCACUUUCGGAACGCUCAAGUGGAACGGCCCUCUUGUUACACUGAGUGGAACGGACGUCACCGUGAAGGGCAACGGUAAACUUGAUGGACAGGGAGCCUGGUACUGGAAGCAGGGCCAGCAAACUACCCGUCCGGUGUUCUUCCAGGUGCAUAAGGCCAUUCACUCGACGAUCUCGGGCUUUACGAUCUUGAAUGCGCCGUACCGCACGUUCAGCAUCGUUGACUCGAUGUACACGACUCUCACGGGCCUGACACUCGACUCCAGGGCUGGUAACGGCAUUGCCACGAACACGGACGGCUUCGAUCUGAGCUGCAACGACCACAUUACGAUCACGGGCAACACGAUCUACAACCAGGACGACUGUCUCGCCAUGCAGUCGAGUACCAACACGUUCUUUACGAACAACCACUGCUACAACAGCCACGGUAUCUCUGUUGGCUCUCUAGGAGGCAACACCGUUGACAAGACUACCACCGUGGCGGGCCUUACGGUUCAGGGCAACCACAUCCACGACAGUGACAACGGCCUCCGUAUCAAGACCAUCAUUGGGCUUCAGGGUCUCGUCAAAGACGUCAAGUUCAUUAACAACGAUCUGUCGAAUGUGAGGAACGCCAUUGUGGUGCACUCGGACUACAGCAAGUCCAAGGGCGGCUACACGGGUGCUGCGACGAGCAAGGCACAGAUUACGGGUGUUACCGUCUCGGGUCUGACGGGCACAGCCACGAACCUGUACGAUAUUGAGGUGAACCCGAACGCGGUGUCCGGCUGGAAAUUCUCGGGCAUUCAGGUGAAGGCGGCGGCCAAGGGCAAGCUGAACGGUGUGCCUGGUGGAGUUGUCGUUUAG